AUGUGGCUCAUGGUGUUGGCAGUGCGAAUCAUUCUGGUAGCAAUGAUGAUCGGAGCCGCAGAGACAUUCUGCCUACCGGCGCUUACAAGGACCAAUGCUAAUGGAGUCCUGGGGCUUCGGGGAGGGUUCGACGACAGGCUGGAGAAUGUGCAACGAGUACGGCAGAUGCGGGAUGACGUGCUCAAAAAGCUGGUAGAGGACAAUCUUGUAGGAAAGGCAGGUCGCAGCGACAAGGUACAGGCCUCUGUGGGGGAGGCUGUAGGAGAAGAAAGUAUCGAUGUUGAGCCAAUUACUCGGCUCGGCUUCUUGGGGACUGGGACCAUUGCUAAGGCGGUCGUGGAGGGCUUGUGCUCCUUCUCCCUGGCCCCCAAGAGAAUCUACCUGAGCCCUCGCAACGCCAACACCUCCUCGCUCCUAGCGGCCAAGUACCCCGAGAUGGUGGAGGUGAGUGGCAGCAACCAGCAGGUGGUCGACUCAUGCGACGUCCUCUGCGUGUGCGUCACCCCUCAGGUCUACAAGCAAGUGCUGGGCGAGCUCAAGUUCAGAGAGGAUCUCAAGAUCGUCUCCUUCAUCUCCACCGCUAGGAUCGACGACAUCCUGCCCCUGGUCGCGCCAUGCACGCGGGUGGUCAGAGCUAUCCCGAUGCCUCCGAUCGCGCAGGGGCAAGGGCCGCUCCCGAUGUAUCCCAGGGAUGAGAAGCUGGAGAAACUGUUCGACGAGAUCAGCACGGUGAUCAACCUGGACAGAGAGGAAGACUUCUUCUCCUUCAUGUCCGUCUCCUCGCUGAUGGCGCCCUUCUACUACAUGCAGCACACCAUCUCCGAGUGGAUGACGUCGACUGGGGUGCCGCAGGAGAAGGCGAACAAGUUCGUAGGGGAGUUGCUGUUUGCCCUGGCGCAUGACUCGAAGUACGAGACGGACUUCAAGGCCCUCACGGACAGGAGCCAAACUCCCGGUGGCAUCAAUGAGCAGUCCCUGAGGCAGCUGCGGGAGAAAGAGUUCUUCUCCUCGCUGCAGGACCAACUUCAAGUCAUCCAGGACAGGGUCGCGAACAAGUCGGAGAAGAAGCAGCAGUAG
Molecule: messenger RNA, 1077 nt
Organism: Guillardia theta CCMP2712
Lineage: Eukaryota; Cryptophyceae; Pyrenomonadales; Geminigeraceae
Product: pyrroline-5-carboxylate reductase
Exons: 3
Coding region: 1-1077 (358 amino acids)
Biological process (GO): L-proline biosynthetic process
Molecular function (GO): pyrroline-5-carboxylate reductase activity
Source: RefSeq, a predicted model, not a curated record